Messenger RNA from Paramuricea clavata, 864 nucleotides. NCBI's taxonomy places the organism in Eukaryota, Metazoa, Cnidaria, Anthozoa, Malacalcyonacea, Plexauridae. The record is from the annotation of a GenBank genome assembly.
AUGCAAGUGGAUCAAGCUCUUUAUCUACAAACAAGCCAUGCAAACCAGGAGGCGAUUCUGACUGAACAUCAAUUAGGAAACACUUGUUCGAGAAGAUUAAUGAAUAACAUUAGAAAAUCACUCAGUUCCAACCACAGAGAUGAUCUUCAACAAUUUUUUGCAGAUGCAAUAAAAAAUGAGUGGCUGUUGGUUCUUGUAAUUGAUGAUUAUACAACUAUUCAUACCAUUCGACGGCCAACACAAACCAAAUGCUCCCAAGCCAACAAUAUGUGCACAAUCAUUGUGAAAGCAUUUAAAGAGAUACCUGCUAUCAGACGCCCAAAUGACAUAACACUAUUACAUGAUCCAAACGGAAUGAACAUAGAAGCAUUAUUGGCAACAAUCACAUCUCCAGUCCAAAUGUCUAUGCUAGGCAACAGUUAUGCAGCAACACUUUCCAGCUGGAUAACAGAUGACUUUUUCAAUCCAGAAUCACAGUUGGACAGACUCAGGGAUCACCAAUAUUGUGAAGGCCACUCGGUUCGUGACAUGCGGAAGAUGGAUAACGUCCACUUGGUUAAUUUUGUCGAGCUGACCCUAAAAGGAAAAAAUGCAUUUGAAACAGCAUAUGAUAUAGCUAUGGCAACUGACUUGAAAUCCUAUGCAAUGAAGUUUGUUGUUAUCCAACCUGGUGAUUGGCCAUGUCAAUUUUACUGCAGGCAGGUGGUGUACCAGCAAACCUAUAACGUGCAAAAGAAGAAAACCUUCAAAACAGCAGAGAGAAAGGCAAAUCCUCUCUCUGCAAAACCUAUUCCAUCAAUCAACAUACCUGAUCAUAAAUACUGCUUCAAUAUCCCACACUCCCCAACUGUUGCUGAACAAUAA